This is a messenger RNA of Camarhynchus parvulus, 1730 nucleotides long. RefSeq names its product actin related protein 2/3 complex subunit 1B (gene ARPC1B). Gene Ontology annotation, cellular component: Arp2/3 protein complex; actin cytoskeleton. The transcript has 10 exons. Gene Ontology annotation, biological process: Arp2/3 complex-mediated actin nucleation. Gene Ontology annotation, molecular function: actin filament binding. The coding region runs from base 389 to 1498 and encodes 369 amino acids. The record is from RefSeq and is a predicted model, not a curated record. Lineage: Eukaryota; Metazoa; Chordata; Aves; Passeriformes; Thraupidae.
CCAGAGGGAGCCGGUGGGGAUCUUUCCCUUCUGUUCUGCUGGCUCUAUCCUCCCCUGGAGCACCCAGGGCGAGCUGCCCACGUCCAGCGAGGGCCGGGAGCAUCCCGGGCCCGGGGCCCGUCCACGUGCGGCGGUGCCGGAGCGGCCCGGCCGCAGGCACAGGGGCAGGGCGGCCGCAGAGCGGCUCCGCUCCCCCAACGCCCACGUAAGGAAGUGGUUGCAUUUCUCGGAGAGGAAAAGGGAAGUCGGUCGGGCUGCCUCGGCGGGGCAGGCACAGCUCCCGCCGCUCGCUCCGGGCUCCGUUCGUGUCGACUGCCCAGAGUCCAUGAACGAGCCCCGCCGUGCAGGAACCGAGCCCAGCCCGCGCUGCCCGCCAAGCCCGUGAGCCAUGGCCUACCACAGCUUCCUGCUGGAGCCCAUCAGCUGCCAUGCCUGGAACAAGGACCGCACCCAGAUCGCCCUGUGCCCCAACAACCACGAGGUUCACAUCUACCGCAAGGAUGGGGCCAAGUGGAGCAAAGUGCACGAGCUGAAGGAGCACAACGGGCAGGUGACAGGCAUCGACUGGGCCCCCGAGAGCAACCGGCUGGUGACGUGCGGGACCGACCGCAACGCCUACGUGUGGACCCUCAAGGGCAACGUCUGGAAGCCCACCCUGGUCAUCCUGAGGAUCAACCGCGCCGCCCGCUGCGUCAAGUGGUCCCCCAGGGAGAACAAAUUUGCUGUGGGCAGCGGCUCCCGCCUCAUCUCCAUCUGCUACUUCGAGCAGGAGAACGACUGGUGGGUUUGCAAGCACAUCAAGAAGCCCAUCCGCUCCACGGUGCUCAGCCUGGACUGGCACCCCAACAACGUCCUCCUGGCCGCUGGCUCCUGUGACUUCAAGUGCAGGAUCUUCUCAGCCUACAUCAAGGAGGUGGAGGAGCGGCCCAGCCCCACGCCCUGGGGCUCCAAGAUGCCCUUUGGGGAGCUGAUGUUCGAGUCGAGCAGCAGCUGUGGGUGGGUGCACAGCGUGAGCUUCUCGGCCAGCGGCUCCCGCGUGGCCUGGGUCAGCCACGACAGCACCCUGUGCCUCGCUGAUGCUGGCAAGAAGAUGGCCGUUGCCUCCCUGUGCACCGAGACGCUGCCCCUGCUGGCUGUCACCUUCAUCACCGAGCACAGCCUGGUGGCCGCGGGCCACGACUGCUGCCCGAUGCUGUUCACCUACGAGGAGAGCCAGGGCGCCCUGACCUUCGGGGGGAAGCUGGACGUGCCCAAGCAGAGCUCCCAGCGCGGCCUCACCGCCCGCGAGCGCUUCCAGAACCUGGACAAGAAGGCGAGCUCGGACACGGCCAGCGCCACCCUGGACACCCUGCACAAGAACAGCAUCAGCCAGAUCUCAGUGCUGACUGGUGGGAAGGACAAGUGCUCCCAGUUCUGUACCACAGGGAUGGACGGGGGCAUGAGCAUCUGGGAUGUCAAGAGCCUGGAGUCAGCGCUGAAGGAUCUCAAGAUCAAAUGAAGGAGCCACCUGGGAAGGGCAUCCCAGCUUCCAGCUGCCCCUGCUCUGCCCCUGCCUGCUGCCCUCUGCCACCCCCACCCCGUGCCACAAUGCCACCAGUGCCUGUCCCCGCUGCCAGCCAGCCCUGGUGGCUGUUUCCAGACAAAAAACCUCCAUUUUUCUUACUAUUUUUGUUACCAUCCUUCCUAAUGCUGGUCAUACAUUGCUUGGAGAAAUAGCAAAUAAAGGAUUU